Molecule: messenger RNA, 1230 nt
Organism: Melampsora larici-populina 98AG31
Lineage: Eukaryota; Fungi; Basidiomycota; Pucciniomycetes; Pucciniales; Melampsoraceae
Exons: 10
Coding region: 1-1230 (409 amino acids)
Cellular component (GO): Golgi apparatus
Source: RefSeq, a predicted model, not a curated record
AUGAACUCAACCGAUUCAAGAUCAAUCCAUCCUAUCAACUUAUCAAUCUCAAAACCAUCUCAAGAACCAAAACCAAUCAAGCUCAAUCAUCAUCAUCACAAUCAAUCUAUCAAACCUAAAUUAGAAGAAGAUGAUCAGAAUUGUAAUUUAGAUUCCAUUGAUUCUACAAAUUCAAAAUCAACAAAUCGAUUUUACAAACGAUUCAAAUUAAGUACAGUUCAAUAUGCUUUCUUAGCUGUUCUUAUUCUUCAAUCAAUUUCAAUCAUUGCUAUCCUCUCUUCAACAGUUUCAAAAAUCAAAAAAGAAAUUCAAUUAGGUACUCCUCAAUUGACUAGCGUAUCGACUUAUCUAGUCAUCUUUAUCAUCGCCAAUGUCUUCUCAAUCGUCAUGACGUUUGAUUCACUUUUCAACAAGAACGUCGUACAAUUGAUCAGCCUUUGUCUUUUUAACUUUCUGAUGGCUGCUUAUGGUGCUGUCCUACCACGUCAAAUCAAACGUGCACUCCAGAAUCCUGGUGGACCUGUUUCUUGGAAUGGUGCACAUGAAGGAACAUCAUGUAACAUGUAUGUGAGCUGUUAUGGAGUUCAGUACUUGUAUGGUGAUAUUCAAGGAUGGAUCAUCACUAUUCCAGUCAUCACUGGAUUUUGUUCUUGUUUAUUAGCUUAUCUAACAUGGUUAAUUUACAAAGAAUUCGGUUGGGAUAUCUUUAAACAAAUCGGAGCUGAUUUAAGAUUAAAACGAAUCAUUCAACAAAAAUAUGUAUUCUAUAUGUUACAGAAAUUUAAUUUGUUUUUCUUUAUUGGAUUUAGUGUUCAAUUCUUAGUGUUAUCUGGUUCGAUGUCUAAACUUGAAAAAGCUUUUACGAUUUGUGCAUUGCCUUUUGGUUUAGCGGUGAUUAUAUUGGCUGGUAUAGCAGUCAGUCAUGAGAUCAAAUGGAUGAUUGCAGUAUAUGCAGUAGUAUGGGUAGCAGCAAUGUCAUCCUUUGUUUUUAAACUUGUUAGAAUCUUUCAAGAACCAGUCUAUGCAAGUGCAGUUAGAAGUUUGACACUCUUUUCGGUACUUAGUAUUCUUUCACUUUUUGCUACUGGGAUCAUGGUAGGACUUUGUUAUCAAAACUUUGGAAGAGGAAUCAAACGUACAACAAUGGGAUCUCCUUGGUUAGUUUUGAUGAAAAAAUCAUCUUCUUCACCUACCUCUCCAACUGGUCCGACUCGAAUGUCACUUGAUUGA